Xyrichtys novacula (pearly razorfish) is the source of this 8607-nucleotide messenger RNA. The record is from the annotation of a GenBank genome assembly. Lineage: Eukaryota; Metazoa; Chordata; Actinopteri; Labriformes; Labridae.
CCAGCCCUCAUCAGACUGGAGUUGUAAUUUGGAGUAAACUCUCCCUUUUUAUUUCUCAGCACAAGGACUUCUUUCACAUAUCUUUCUGCGUCAUGUCUUUUUGUUGACGUCUGACUUUUUCCAUAUUUUGGUGUUUAUGUGAGGGGGAUUAACAGACCCACCAUGGUUUUCCCAACAUAAAUCAACAGGUUUUCCUACUUUUUAAAGUGCAGGCUGCUUUCUGUUUACCUCUAACACGGAAUGAGUGGACCUCAUUGGGCUCUUUUUUUCUUAAUGCAGUAGCUGUACUUUGUGAAAGCGGGUAUGGGCCAGUUUUUCUUCUUCUCCUCACAGAUUGGUCUUUUGGAGGUAAAAGCUCGGGAGCUGAGCUGCCACAGAUGAAGAGAGCAGCAAAGGUUUUUGUCUGGAGGAUUUACGACAUGGGCUGAGCUCCCUGCGAUGUCUGUGUCUCGUGAAAGCUGAUCAAUUAUCCGAGAAUGGACGAAGGAAGACGGAGACGGAUCAAACUCAAAGAUUGGACUUUAGUUUAAGAUUUUGUGCGCUGGCGCAAGACACCACACGAGAUUUUUUUAGAGAUAAAGCAAAUUUACUGACAGCAAAAUCCAAGUUUUUACAUUGGAUUUUAGUUCCAGUGUGAUUUUUUUCCCAAUAAAAAAUUGUUGUAUAAAGAGAUUUAAUGAGGUUUUGGCUCCUAAGAUUAAAGUGACAAUGCGUCUUUGUGCCUGCUGUUGAAAUAUGCAGUGGUGUUAUAUAAUUUCUUUAGCGGAUUAGAUGUAGUCAGCAGAUGUGGGGUUUUUCUUAUUUUCCACGGCGGUUUUCAACCAAAGUCGUAGUCGAUAUUAGUUUUUGAGGCUUUUUUGUUGGUUUUAAUGAAGAACAUCCUGGAGACAGAACCCUCACUUUGAAAUAUUAAACCACUUUACGCAAACGGUGACCCGGCUUUGGUUUCGGUGAUUUCCCCCUCGGUAGUUCAGGGAGCACCUCUCCUUCUCUCUCUCCUUGUUGUAUCCUCACCGGACAAUGUUGCUCCUCCGCCUCGCGCUGCUGCUCUUCCUCCUCCGGUGCUCCGGUGUUUUGCUCGUGGAGGGGCUCAACACGUGUCAGUCCAUCAACCUGGACAAGCAGAAGUCCCGGCGCAUCGAGGCGGUCCGCGGGCAGAUCCUGAGCAAGCUCCGCAUCCGCAGCCCGCCGGACGAUGACGACGACGAGCCGCAGAACGGCAACGUGCCCCCGGAGGUCAUGCUGCUGUACAACAGCACGCGGGAGCUGCAGAAGGAGCGUGCGCGGCUGGCGGAGUCUGCGUGUGAGCGCGAGAGCAGCGAGGAGGAUUAUUACGCCAAAGAGGUGCAGAGGAUUGACAUGCUGCCCCCCCGCACCGACACAAGUGAGUCCAAACUGUGCAAGGAGGGGUGGGGGGUCUGAGGUCCCAUAGGAGUCAGAAGGGGGUCAAUUAAAGGAUUUGUUAACACUAUCCAGGUUAAAAAGUAAUCUGGGGUCUUUAAAAAGCACAAUAGGAUUACGGUUUAAGUGUAUCACAUUAUUACAGUACUCUUAAAAUCCCAAACAUUAAAGGGAUAAUCCUGCAUAAAAUUGAGUUUGGGUCAAACACACUGUAGCACAGGGUUAGACACCCCAUCAAGAGAUCAACAUUGCCGACCGCUUGCUUCUCUAGUUUUACCAACUUUAAUAACAACUGCAUGAUAGCAAUACACAGCGGUCUGAGAAGCCAUCAACAAACCUAAACCAAAACACCUAAUGCUCAGAACAGCACCUAACUUCAUCAACAGUACAUAUAGGGUCCAAGCCACAGCACUAGCCAACAAACAUCUUUUUAACUUUGCCUGAUUUCUUUAACAAAGAGACUAAACACAACUCACCUACUCUCUUCCAGCAGCCAUUUGUUUGUAGUGAGACCUCGGGCCAAUCCAUUAUGGACGACAGCAGGGGGACGUAGCUCAAGGAAGAACAUUUAUGAUCAUUACUUUAUCAUUUCCUUGAAGUAAUAAUCACCACAUUAAUCAUUUUGCACUGCAGACACAGUAGUUCUUCUGCCUCUCGGUCUGAUUGUAUUUCCAUGAAGAAAUGAUCAUAAAUGUUCUUCCUUGAGCUGCGUCACCCCACUGCAGUCAGUGAGGUCUGUGUUUAGUCUCUUUGCUAGAGAAAUUAGUCAAAAUUCAAAGGAUGUUUGGUGGCUAGUACUAUGGCUCGUACUCUAUAUGUUCUGUUGAUGAAGUUAGGUGCUGUUCUGAGCAUUAUUUGUAGCUAUAGAGUGGCAUUUUGGUUGAGGUUUGUUUAUGGCUCCUCAGACCGCCGUGUAUUGCUAUUGUGCGGUCGUUACUGAAGUUGGUAUAACUAGAGAAGCAAGCGGUCAGCAACAUUCAUCUCUCAAGGGGGUGUAUAACUCGGUUUACAAUGUGUUUGACCCUUAAUUUUACGCCAGAAUAUCCCUUUAAGCUCCUUCUAGUAGCUACUAAAGAAAAGUAUAUUUUGCUGGUAGACAUCUUGACUUUAAAAAUUUUCCCAGACAAGGACACAGGACUAUGUCAAGAAUCUACUUAAUGUUAAUUUUAUAGUCAAACUGUAUUUAAAGGAACCUUUCCCAACAGUAAUCACUGAUGCGUUGUUACAAACGCCUCCUUUGCGUGUUGUGAUCUGACUGUUUUAUAUCUCAGUCUGUUGCGAACCUCUAUUCAUCAUGAGUUUUCCACUCGUUGAUGCCGACCUGUCAGAUAGUCUAGGUUUGGGAAGAAUUAAGGUGUAUUAUAGGCCAACAGGAAGUUUUCAGGAUCUAUAUGCAGAGUUUUCUUCAUUGUUGUAUAUACACAGAUAAUCUGUUACAAAACUUUGCCUUCUCAACACAAAAUUACACUCUAAAGAGACACCGCUACAAAGUCGUACCCCCUAUAACACAUUCACAACACACUUCCCUGUUGCCUUAAAUGGCAAACUGCCUGCUGUGGUUUGUCACGGGCUGCUCCCACAUACAAAAACUGAUGUUGAUAGACCAUAUUUAGGAGAUUUUAAGAUAAAUGCUCUGAGUACCUCCUGGUAACAUAAUUACACAACUGUCUAGUAGAAAGGUGAUAUUAAUGCUGUAAGAACCCCAUACAUUAAACACAAGACCAGACACAUUUACUCACUGCUCCCAAACCUAUGAUUAAGCCUUGAGACUCUCAUCAGCAGUAAUUAUGUGUGAGACAAUACAUCACAGCACUGUUUUAUCCAGCGCUAUAAAUACAUGAUGAUAAAUACAUGAUACGUGGUUUUCAAAUCCAGAUGCAGUUCAGCCAACAGCCCCUGACCCCCACUACAGAGUGGUCCACUUCGACGUCAGUAGCGUGGACCUGACCAACAGCACCCUGGUCAAAGCUGAGUUUAGGAUCUUCAGAGCUCCAAACCCUCACGCCCGAGCCUCUGAGCAGAGGGUGGAGAUCUAUCAGGUAAACAACAGAACCGCAACAACACACCUUUUACCUUACACUGACUGCAACAGAACCACAAAACUAGCCCUUAAUUAGCCAAAUAGGUGAGGAAAAACUACUGUUUAUAGCAAAAGUGGCACAUGUUUUCUUUCCCUUAGUGGAGUGGAUGCACAAUGUAUGUUUACAAUUUAAAACACCAUUGGUACAAAUAUGAUUUUGUUGCCUCUUUGAAGAAUAAUCGUCUCAUUUUUCCUGUACAUCUCAUGUCCACCACUGUCUUGUCCACAACCAGCUGCUCAAGCCAGAUGAGGAGAGCACCUCCACUCAGCGCUACAUCGAAUCCCGCACUGUUCAGCCCAAGGCAAAGGGAUCCUGGAUUUCUAUAGACGUCACUGAGACCAUUAAGGAGUGGGUGUCAGAUCCAGGUCAGCUCCAGCACCAGAAGGCUUUUUAUUUGGUUUGUCAACUUGAUCUUCAUCCCUUCUGUCAUCUGUCUCCUCUUCUGCUGAUCAGAGAAUAAUCUGGGCCUGAAGCUGGGUGUUCACUGUCCCUGCUGCACCUUCAUCCCAUCCACCAAUAACAUCGUUCCCAACAAGAGUGAGGAGCUGGAGGCACUGUUUGCAGGUUGGCUCUUGUUUUUACUGCGUGUGCAGGGUAGAUGACUGGAGCUGUGUUUCUCCAAUCGACUUUUAUUUGCUAACUUUAAAGGAGACAUUAGCUCCAGUAAAGUAAAAGGAAAGCACCUUGUGGACUGUUGUUCCAGUAAUAUCAUUUUUAACAUAACUAUUUGCUUAUUGAAAUAUAUUCCAAGGGCUACAAUUCUAAAAAAAAUUGAAAACCAGAAGACUUGAGCUGUUGCCCAACAUAUGUAUUCACAUUUGCCUCUAUAGGUCUUUGAAAGAGAGCUGAUGCUGUUUCAUGUCACUGAAUGAGAGUCACAUAAAAAUGCAAAGAUUUAAGAUUCAGCCUGAAGUGAAGAUGCUAGACUUUACUGAAGGGAGCUGAGGCAGUUUUCUGUGGGUGCCGGUUGUUUGUGGGUAGCUUGUUUACAUAAGUUGCACCCAAGCUGCACAAGAGGAAAUAUUUGUUGAGCUAACCUCAACACAAAAACAUAUAAAUCAGCAAACAUGACAUUUAGUGGGUAAAAGAUCUGAUCAACUAUGAGUUUUGACCCCAAAUGGCCAAAGAAGAUGAGCAAUUCCUGUUUUAUUGGCUGGUAGUAAAUGUCUUGAAAGAGCUUUAAAAGCUUUAGUGGAGGAUUUAUCUGUGCAGCAGGUCACAAAAUCAGAACCUAAAGUGGGGUGUUUUUUUUUUUUUUUGCGAAUGGCGUCUUGCGAAUGAUUCAUGAAUCACUUUGACUCUGCCCUGCAGGAAUAAUGGAGAAACUGUUCCUCCACACACUGUGAAACUAUUAAAUGUCAGUCUGUCUGUGUUCCUUCAUUCAGGCUCCAAAUCACAGCACUCUCAUCAGAAUUUACUUAGCAGCUAAGCCAAGUAUUUUUUUUACCACUUGGAAAAAAUGUUGACUUUUGAUACUGAUGUAAGACAAGAAACGGCUUGUUUCCAGCUCUUAUGCAUCUGUUGGCCAAGAAAAGAAGAAAAAACAUGAAAUCAGACAUAAACAGUCAAGCCUUCAUUCCUGGCUAAGAAAACCAGUGUAUCAUGUAUGUGUUUCGAUCCAAGUACUGUAAAAUGUCAUCAGCAAUAAUCAAAGUAUAAUCUGUCUUUCUGCCUUUUGGAAAAACACUUAGGAGUUUAGAGUCCUGAGCUGUGCUUGAGGAAACUCGUGAGCAGAACAUGUGAAAAUGUGGUCAGUACUUGGAAUGAACCUCUGUGAUUUUUAGAGAUAUUUACUCAUUAGUUUCCAAAUUUGUGUCUUGUCACACUUUGAAGUGAAGUACCUCUCUUCAUGGUUUGUGUUUAUGCUAAUUUAUGAGCGAGUCCUCUGAUGAGAGACGUUUCCUUUUCCAGAUAGUUUCAUUCGAACGUAACCCUGAAGCGGGGAAACUAAAAAAAAAAAGCCACAAAUCAGAAAAAUGUCCAGAAAAAUAACAUCAUUUGUUUGGCAGAGCACAGUUUUCCUUCCAUGCUAAUCACAAGACUUUUUUUUAACACAGACUCUAUAAUAAGUUAAAAAGAGCAUUAUGCUGCUUUUGUUAAACAGAUCCAGUAAACUACAGCGCAGACAUUUAAGUUCAAUCAGCAAAAGAAGCAUUAACAUGAUGUGUGCAAAAAAAGAAAAUAAAACAGCCCCUGGUUUGACAUUUAACUUUCGACCAAGACAGAAACGUGACUUCCUAAAAACAACAAUUGUCCUUAUUAUUUUCUAAUUCUGCUCCACAAUAAAUGAGCCCGUUUUAGCUGGUGCAGAUGAUCUCAUCCUCCGCUGAGAGGGUCAGAAAUUCCAGUGAUUUAUUCUCUUUUAUGGUAGCAGGAAAUUGAGUUUUCAGCCCCUCGUCUUCUCUGAGUUAGUGGAUUACUGCUGGAGAGUUACACACAUAACACAUUGAUCCUAUCCCACAUGAACACAGUGAAUUACUCAGCUCUGGUCCUACCCACACUGCAGACUUUAGGGUGUUACAUGGCCACCCUAUUCUGGAGGGUACAAAACGAAAAGGUAGAAUGACAGCAAGUAACGGUUUCGUAUUGUGUGGCCCCUCAACUCUAUGCUCUCCGGGUUUAUCGACUGUUAAAUCUUUCCUGUAGGUGUAGAUGAUGAGCAGCUUCGUCAGAUCAGAAGACCUGGUCAGGUCAAAGGUCAGUCAGACUUCAGCACUAAGACACCGCACCUCAUCCUUACCCUGCUGCCCAGUGACAGAGUGGACAACCCGGCCAAGAAGAACCGCAAGAAGAGGGCGGCUGCCACAGACACCUCGACCUGCUCCCGGUAGGCUGCCAACCAUCUGAGUGUGUGUCUGUGUGGUCACUCUGUGAGCGUGUAUGAGUGACUGAGAGUGUUGGGAGAUUUUGAUUUUUAUGAUUCUGAAAUCUAGUUGUGGUGUGGUGAGGAUUUAAGGUUUUACUUCCUUAACCCAAAACUCAUUUAACAGAUUGGUUGACCCAACAUUACCGAGUCUGUGUUUAGAGAGUUUAACUUGUUUUAAUUGGAGUUUCUCACACUAAAAGGGGAAACACUUGCAGCUCUGCAAAGUCAUUUUUUCCAUGACCCACCUUUUUGCUUUUGCUUCACACCUCGAGCAGCAUCAUGAGGGGAGUUGGAAAUAUUUCUGUGUGCUUUUCUGUUGUAUCUCAGCGGCUCAGACCAGGGCUGCUGUCUGCGCUCACUCUACAUUGACUUCAGACGGGACCUCAACUGGAAGUGGAUCCAUGAGCCCAAAGGUUACAAAGCCAACUUCUGUGCGGGGAACUGUCCAUACCUCUGGAGCGCCAACAACCACUACAAUAUGGUGAGCUGUCAUCUCUGCAGGAGGGGGAUAGGGGAUUGAUAAGUGAAUGCAAUGUAGCCGUGUUUUUGUACUUCUAAUGGUACUUACAUUUCACCAGACAGAAAGGUGGAUUCUAUAGGAAGCCAAAUAAGAUAACAAACAGACAUGAUGAUGAGGGCUUGGGAUUUCAUAUUGGUACUCUUUCGGUGCCAUUGAAAAAUCUCAAAGCACUAAAAACAAUCUUAAAGACUUUGGAGGAUUAACUUUGGCUUGAAUCUGACUCUUUAUUGUUUGAAUCCUCUUUUAAAUCUGGAAAUACAUUUUUACAAUAUUUUUAGACUGAUUCUAAUACAUUGACAGAUUAACACAAGCCUGUUUGUGUUGAAUAAACAGUCGACAUUUAAAAAAACAAAUUAUGAGUAUUGAAAUUGAAAAUUGAAAAAACAAAGGUUCAGGUUCGGUUGCGCUGACAACAGUUUUCAGUACUGCAGCCUCAUAGAUGACGAACAGAUACAGAAAUCAUAUAUGUUUGUGGCUUUAUAAAGAUAUUCAUUCUAUGAUUUAUUAAAAAAAAAUAACAUCACGUCUUUUUUUUACUGAAAACAGCAACAGAGGGAUAUCUUCAGCUGAAUCCCAUGAAUAUAGAAGUAACCUCAGAGGGAUGCAUCAGUGCAAACAAAAGCAGCAGCCUCCUGUAAAACUCUCUAGUUUGGGCAGAGUAAACCGCCCGCUCGACUUCAUGUACAGAAGCUCUAAAUGCGAGUGACAUUUGCCCUUAAAUGAGCUUAAUGUGCAUUGUUUGUGGUGUCUGAACACCAUAGUUAGCUAAGAUCGGUUAACCCCGGCAUCAUAAAUGGGCUGUCACCUCGCAGAAGCCUGUAACAGAACAUAUAGUGUUACAUAACACGGCCUGUCUGUCUGUCUUAUAGCGGAUGACUGGAUUUGUAGCUGCGCCUCUCUUCAAUUUGCCUUCCCAGAUAUCUAAUUAUAUAGACAGAUUUGAGGAAUUAUCAAUACUCUGGUUGAAAGAUUAAAAGACAUACAUUUACGAAGUGAAACAUGGCUUUACACACAGAAACCAAGAGUAACGUUUGGUUAAAAAGUCUUAAGUAGUACUCAUAACAGCUGGUAAGUAAUGUCCCCAAUAAAAAUUGCUUCACCCUGACUAGUGGAAAAUCUACCUGUCAUCUCUGUUUCCUUGGCCAGAUCUUGCCCCUGUACAAUAAGCUGAACCCUGAGGCCUCAGCCACCCCCUGCUGUGUCCCACAGGACCUGGAACCCCUCACCAUUAUGUACUUCAUCGGCCGCACGCCACGUGUUGAGCAGCUUUCCAACAUGGUUGUCAAAUCCUGCAAAUGCCGCUAGAUUCAUUGGAAGAGGUGAGGGAGGCAGAGAGGAGGAGGAGGAUUAUUACAGGCCCUGAACUACAAACUGCUUAAUUCAGGAGGGAAACAAAGACAACGGGACUUUCAAAUCCUUUCUUCAAUAAACUUUACAGACUUAGCAGACUUUUCAGAUGUUGUAUUUUUACCCUACAUGACUCAAAUGUCAGGAUUUUGCUCUCCCCUUUACAGGCAUGAAAACCUUCUUCAUCUCUGGAUCUUUGUGUUUGAUAUAGGACUCUGUAAAUAUGAAAACUUGGCUGUAUUAAACCUGUACUGUAUAUUAAAGAGGGUGCUGUGUGAUUGGGCCACAUUCACUCUGAAUGAAAAGGAUUCUUUUUAUCAGCUUUUUCUGCAGUAUUCCUGCGGCUGUGGUCAGCAGAGCAAGCGAGGCGUGUUUGCUUAAGGUUUGAAGGU